AUGAGAGCUCAUACUGGUAAGAAGCCGUACGAUUGUCUCACAUGCAACAAAAGCUUCUCUCGUUUAUCAACUUUGAACGACCAUAUGAGAACUCAUACUGGUGAGAAGCCGUGCGUUUGUCCGAUAUGCGGCAGGAGUUUCUCUCAAUCAUCAAGUAAGGGGAGGCAUAUGAAAACUCAUACAGGUAAGUCUUACAAUUAUCCGUUAUGCGAGAAAGGUCAAUAA
Messenger RNA from Loa loa (African eye worm), 225 nucleotides. RefSeq names its product DNA-binding protein. NCBI's taxonomy places the organism in Eukaryota, Metazoa, Nematoda, Chromadorea, Rhabditida, Onchocercidae. Gene Ontology annotation, biological process: regulation of transcription by RNA polymerase II. Gene Ontology annotation, molecular function: RNA polymerase II cis-regulatory region sequence-specific DNA binding; DNA-binding transcription factor activity. The record is from RefSeq and is a predicted model, not a curated record. Bases 1 to 225 code for a protein of 74 amino acids. The transcript has a single exon.